AUGUCUCCCGGAACCGGCGAUAAGAAACCCGAAAAGUCCUACUUGAGCUCUGCGGUCGACGUCAUCUAUCCGUGGUCGAGUAGUCGCACGGCGACGCCAACGCCGGAUAACAAAAAGGGCGGAGGGAAUACAGCCGCGACUGAUGGGACCACUACGCCCAAGGCAGCAGCCUCGGCCGAUCAUGCAAUAACGCCAUUUUAUGGACAGAGCUUCCGGACGUAUCCCAAGGAUUGCCCGCCGCUAAAUGUGCAAUGGUUUCAUGCGGCCGAUGUGCCGAAACGGAAACCGAAGCUGAUCAAGGGACCGAAAAAGGAGGAUAAGGAAGCGAAGCCGCCUGUUCGACCCAAGAAGUUUACCGCGUUCUCAGAGUCUGACUCGCGGAGGACGGAAGCACGCUACCAAAAGCUUUUGGAGGUGGCAGAGGAUAAACAUGGUGCUCUCAGAGACACUCAAAAUAGGCCUUCAAAACGACCCAAGUCCGAUGAAUCUGGCACCCUUGACGACUCAUAUCGGGGCCAUACCCGGGUUGCUGUCAACGAGGACUACCUAUUUGAUCUUGACAUUGAGGAGAGGGAACUUGCGCCGGUGUAUUGGUUAGGGCCAAUUUAUGAAGUACGACGUGGCACUUGGUUCUUUCAGGAGGGCUCGGGUCUGAGACCCUGCGAAGAGAACCUUGCAGCUCAGCUAGAAGAGGUAGGUCGAGCCCGAAGCAAGUCUGAAGUAAAGGACUAUACAGGUUCUGCCAAAGCGGAUAAACCUCACGCAGCGGCGGACCAGAAGGCCUCGACGGCUACAGCUAGCGUACAAAAGCCACCGGCGGGUACCACUCAGGCGCCGCAACCACAAUUACCGACAUAUCGUCUAUUUGGUGCUUAUAUGAACAAUGUCGCUACAUAUGAGGACGAAAAAACCGCUUGGAUGACUACUGAUGGCAUGCUCUCAUGGGUAGCUGCCUCGGUGUAUGAACGAUUCGCUGGUGGUGGGUACAUGAGCGGUGUCAAAUUGAUUAGAGGGUAUUCCGAGCCUAAAAGAACCAAGGAAAAGGAGGAGACGAAACCUGUGACAGAAAAUCCCGAUAUUCCGGGCCUAGACGAACGACAGCAGAAACUGCUGAAGAGAAGAUCAGCUCCUCCCACCACACGAGAUUCGUCGGAGGACUUGGGAUAUAGCCAAGUUGUAAAGAAGGAGACCCAGGAACGGGAGGCAGAGCUGCAGCGGCAAUUGUCUUCCCUCAUUGAGAGCGAAGGGCGUACUGCCGAAGAAACCGAGGAACAACUCAGAAAACGCGACGAGCAGGAAAUAGAAGACGACUACAAUGCACAGGAUGGAGAGUCUCAGGGCCGUGAAAUUGAGCAUUUAGUUCUUGUAACUCAUGGAAUCGGACAAAGACUAGGUUUGCGCAUGGAAAGCUUAAACUUUGUUCACGACGUAAACGUCUUGCGCAAGACUAUCAAGUCUGUCUACAGCAACUCGGCAGACUUGAAGGCACUCAACUCUGAGCUUGGUACUGGGCCCGGGAACUGCAGAGUGCAAGUUCUUCCAGUUUGCUGGAGACACUUGAUUGAAUUUCCCAGGCAACAGCAGAAAAGAGCCGAGCAUGAUCUAGGCGAUGCUACGGAUGAGGAUGAUAGCUGUGAGACUUCCGAUUACCCUUCACUCGAAGAUAUAACUGUGGAAGGAGUUGCCUUUGCCAGAUCCCUAAUUUCGGACCUCGCGCUCGACGUUUUACUCUAUCAAAGCUCAUACAGAGAAGAGAUUUCCAGGGUUGUUGUGGCAGAGACUAAUCGUAUUCUGAACCUCUUCCGAGAGAGAAACCCAGAGUUUAAAGGAAAAGUGCACCUCAUGGGCCACUCGUUAGGAUCUGCCAUCUUCUUUGACGUUCUCUGCCGUCAGAGGGAGAGGCAUCCUGACGAAACUCGACACCCGCUUCGAUUCUGGCCCUCGCACAACCGACCCGAAAUCAGGCCAAAGGACCAAGAGCUGGAGUUCAAUUUCGACACGUCUGAUUUCUUUUGCCUCGGGUCUCCUGUUGGCUUAUUUCAAAUGCUCAAGGGAAGGACUAUUGGUGGCCGUCAUUCGCCACACAGCUUGCCCUCAGAAAGCCCGCUGAAUCCCGAAUACACUGGUGAUCCGUUCUUGACAGCCCCUGCUGGUACAGGCAUGGAUGGCAUUUCUCCAAUCAGUGGUCUGCCCAUGUCGGUGUCGUCGCCCAAAGCCGAGCAGCUCUUCAACAUCUUCCAUCCAUCUGAUCCCAUUAGCUACAGACUGGAGCCGCUGAUUUCCCCUGCCAUGGCGUCACUGAAACCACAAGCGCUUCCGUACACCAAGAAGGGAAUUUUUGGCAAUGUCGCGCCACAAGGAUUAACAGGCAUCGGGGCCAAAGUCGGCCAGAGUGUCAGCGACCUGUGGUCGAGUUUAAGCGCCGGCAUUGCCAGCAACAUACUCAACCGCAGUCUUGGCAUCACCAACGAGGAGGUUGCGCGUUUUGCUGCGGAGGAUCACCACGGGGACCAGAAGGGUGAGGCGACUGGCAGUCAAGAGGCGGCGGAACUGUCGGAUGAAAGAAAGAGGCAGCUGGCAGAAGCGGCGGCUAGAGGACGUCGUGUGAGCGACAACGGUAACUCGGUGACGCUCAUUGACGAUGAGCUGGAGACGCUGUAUUCGACGUUCCAGAAACGGCACGACACGGUGCACCCGAACGAGGAGAUGGUCCAUGUCAACGAUGAGUCGCGCAAAGCUCGGAAGCUGCGGGUAGAGGAGGCCAAGGUGCGGGCGCUGAACAGAAACGGCCGUGUUGACUACAGCAUUCAGGAGUAG
Molecule: messenger RNA, 2817 nt
Organism: Metarhizium acridum CQMa 102
Lineage: Eukaryota; Fungi; Ascomycota; Sordariomycetes; Hypocreales; Clavicipitaceae
Source: RefSeq, a predicted model, not a curated record